AUGUCGAACGAGUCAAAAUUCAACGCGUUCGCGCACAAAUUCAAGUACCGCUCGCCGCUUUGGAUAGAGUCGGACUCGGAUCUCAGCAAGAGCAGCGGAAGCCUGAGUGGCAGCGGUGGCAGCAUCCAAAGCAGCAGCUCGGACAGCUCCGGGAGCGUCAACAACUACCUCGACUCCAAGAUUCCUGAGCACCACCAGAGCUCGGCGUCCGGCUUCAGCGAUGGCAACACUGCUGACGAGAAUAACGAAGUACUCUCCGAGGAGGAGAGGACGAAGUUAUCGAGGGCACCUGUCAGGUCAUCACGUCGGAAGACCGGCGGUCCCAGAAGACUGGGCCGUUCAGAGUUCAGUAUGGAUGAGGACGAUUACUCUCCUAGCAACUCUGUCACGUCAGUCAACUCGCUGGCCAGCUUACUGAAGGAGAAACUGCAGGGAAUCCCGCAAAAGAUGCGCAAGAAACCGACGGACUACAAGCUGCGUGCGUUCGUGGGCCUUAUGUUCCUCGCCAUAGUUUUCUUCGUGAGCUUCGCGUACGUGCUGUACCAUCGGCAGGCGCUCACUAAGACCUACUUCGAGAGGGUGCGGUUCAACGGACCGAAGAGGAUCCUCAGCAUCCACACUAAGGACGACGUGGAGAUCCUGAGGGCGAGCUUGGCGGUGGGAUUAGGGGUUUCGGCUAAAGCGUACCCUUGCCUUGAGACGACGCACGGUGAGGAAUCUUGGUGCCUGGAGUGGGCCCGUGCAUUGCGUUUGAGGUUGUAUCCGCUACGGCGUGCCGCCUCCACUUCCGCUUCCGCCACCACCUCCUCUGCCAUCAACGCUACCUGCUAUGCCAUACACUGGACAGCGCUACAUCCCGACGCCGAGCCGACGGACUGCUUCGACUGGGGCGAGACGAAGCUGCGCUGGUACGGCGGCGGCCAGUCGCUCAACCUCACGUGGCCGCUGGACGCGGGCGCCAUCGACUUCACGCCGUUCAUCACCGGCGACAUCCAGAAGGCGCAGUGGGGCAACGUGCUCUCGCGGUACUUCAUCAACUCGAAGGGCGCCGCGCUGAUAGUCGACGAGGAGAGCCCGCUCCACGUGUCCGUGGACGGCGGCCGGAGGCGGCUCUGCCUGAGGGCGAAGCGCGACGACUUCGCCUUCGCCAGCGGCGCCUCCGAGCCGGCCGAGCUCAAGUACAACGUGUGCACGGCGCGCGACAUGAAGUCCCUCCACUCGGCGAUACACGGCCACCGCAGCGCCCCGCUGUGGGACGGGCUCAAGCCCAAGGACAUGCAGACGCUCGAGUCGCUCAUUUCCGAGCCGGUGUGGCAGAUCGCGCCGCGCUUCAAGCGGGAGCUCAACGCGGAGACGAUAUCCAAGUACACGGAGGACGUGAUCAACCUGGGCUUUCUGAAGCAGGGCCACGUGUUAAUAAACGAGUUCUGGCAGAGCGAGGUCGGCGAUCUCUCCGUGGACAGGAGCCGCUUCGAAGCUCUCAACGUCACCGUGGACAAGCUGCACCGCAGGGGGUUCAAGGUGACCUUCACCGUGCAGCCCUUCGUCAGCACGGAGAGCGCCAACUUCGCGGACGCCGUGCAGAGGCGGCUGCUGGUGGGCGAGAGGAGCGGAGACAGCCGGAUCCCGGCCCUCACCAGGUUCAAGUCGUCGGCGAGCGCGGGCGUGAUCGACAUCACGAACAACCGCUCCGUGCCCUGGAUGCUGGAGAAGCUGCGCGGCGUCAUAGACGAGUACAACAUCGACUCGUUCUUCCUCGACCUGGGAACUGCGUACGACAUGCCGAGGUACUACCGCUGCGAGCGGAACCUUCUGAACCCGGACCAGUACAAGACGGUGUUCACGCGCACGUUCGAGGCGGCGCUGGACACUGUAGGCGUGUCGGGGGCGGUGGCGCUGCCGCGGCCGCCCGCCUUCGUGGCGCUGCCGCCCUUCGAGUCCAGCUGGGGCGCGCUGGGGCGGGUCAUCCCCGCGCUGCUCACCUACGGCGUGGGGGGCUACCCCUUCAUCAUGCCGGGCGCGGUGGGCGGCGACAUCUACUGGCCGGGCGGCGAGCAGUUCCUGCCCUCGGCGAAGGGCCCCACCGACACGCAGAGCAACGGCGUGGCGCUGCCGGAGAGGGAGCUGUACAUUCGGUGGCUGCAGCUGGCCACCUUCCUGCCGGUCAUGAAGUUCACACAUCUGCCGAGCAAGUACAACGACGAGAGGGUGCUCGAGAUGGCGAAGAACCUGACCGUGCUCAGGCAGAAACUGAUCACGCCGCUCCUGCUGAAGUACAAGCGCGAAGCCCUGGAAGAGGGGCUGCCCCUGGUCCGGCCACUGUGGCUGGUGUCGGGCGGAGACGCCGCGCUGGCGGUGCGCGACGAGUUCGCCGUCGGCGACGAGCUCGUCGUCGCCCCCAUCCUUAGCCCCGGCCAAACCACCAGGGAAGUGUAUCUACCGGCCGGCGUGUGGCAGGACGGCAUCGACGGCUCCUUGAGGAAGGGCAACCGUUGGAUGCACGAGUACCACGUGCCGUUGCAUCGGGUGGCAUACUUCCUCCGGAAGCCGGACGACAUGAGGUUC
This is a messenger RNA of Iphiclides podalirius (scarce swallowtail), 2565 nucleotides long. The record is from the annotation of a GenBank genome assembly. NCBI's taxonomy places the organism in Eukaryota, Metazoa, Arthropoda, Insecta, Lepidoptera, Papilionidae.